CCAAAGCCAAGUGACAGAUGCCUCCGUCUGGACUUAGUCUUGGCCGGAAGACUUGAUCUCAUCCACUUCAUCGCCUACCAGCCUGUCUACCUAUGUAUAGACUAAUCAUAAAUUCACCAUCCACACCAGGUUGGUCGCAUUACUAUAAAUUGUCAAAAUUGUUUCAAUUUGCCUGUCUGAUCUCCACUAGCUCCCCCGGAUUACCAUCGCUCAAAAUCAACCAUGACUCCUGAAAAAGGCAAAGGAAAGGCCACCAUUCCCUCCAGUAAUGACGGAAACGAAAACCCUCAACAAAAUGAAGGUUAUGGGACACAGGAAAAGAGCAGUUUCACAAACCGAUUAGGCAGCUCAGCCGCGCAACUGUCACGUUCCCUCUUUGCGGGCGGACCAGAAGCCACGGACAUUAGUCGACUGGCAUCGUCCACAAGCAGCAAGGGCGGCGCCUCGGCGGCCACAGCUCCUCCAGUUUCGGGCGAAAGCUCGUUUACUGCCCCAGGCCUUCAUCUGACUGCUAUCAACAACAAUCAACCAGUUUUUCGGUCACGGAAAUUUGAUGAAGUCGAUGAGCAUGCUGCCCGUGCCGAAGCUGAUUUUUCUACAUUCUUGGACGGGACAAGUGUGUCUGUACCAUCUGAACCGCCAAAUCCAGAGAGUUCAUGGUUUUCGAUCAUACCUUCCGAGCCCAUAGACAGUCGCAAUGCAAACUCCAGAUUGCCCAUGUACGGCCUAUCAAUCGCUGAGCAAGAGGCCCGUGAUGGAGCGCAAGUGGUAGAUCUGCUUGCUCAACAUGGAGUAGAUGAGAUGGACGCCGACUUUGAAUCACAAGCGUCUACAGAAGACAUGGCUAAGCUACGGCGGGCACUUUUUGGGGACGACUUCUCUGGCAAUGAGACGUUGCCGCAGGCGUGGGAUAACAUUCUCAACUUCAUACCUGAUUUCGUCCGGCCCGAUCCAGGUGCGGUGCCUGGUGCCAUGAAUGAUUUCAAAUCGACAGAGUCACAAGCUGUGCUUGGAGUAACACAUGGUCCCGAAGCAGAGAGCUUAUGGGUGGAACUGUGGAUGGACGUCCUCACAAGGUAUAACGACGAAGUCUGGGGUGACCUGGGCAGCCUUGUCGAGCAAGCCAAAAAGGAGCUAAAGCAGCUUGACGAGGCAAACACCGAGGAUAGAAACCCUGAGCCCAAAGCUAUCCGGAGGCUACAGCAGAUAUUGGGUCACGUACGUACGGCCAAGCUCUAGAUCUAGAAGCAAGGGAUGAGAUGGAGCAAAAAGAGCAACAACAGAUAAAGCAAAAACAUUUGGCAAAACAUACAACACCGAGGAUUCCCCAGUGGUCACCCACCUGAGUACUAAUUCGGCCCUCACUGGUUUGACUAGGGGAGAGCGGACGGGAUCCCGUAUAUUCCAGUGGGUAUGGUCGUAUGCGAUGGUUCCUGGGUUGCAUUCCAUUCAUGUUGAGAAG
Molecule: messenger RNA, 1462 nt
Organism: Pyricularia oryzae 70-15
Lineage: Eukaryota; Fungi; Ascomycota; Sordariomycetes; Magnaporthales; Pyriculariaceae
Exons: 1
Coding region: 223-1239 (338 amino acids)
Source: RefSeq, a predicted model, not a curated record